AUGCGCUGUGGAUGAAACGCACACCCGGAAAAACAAAACAACAGAAUCGGCGAUACUCUUCAUUCAUUGACAAAAUGUAACCGCACAUGACAAGGAAUAGCCGCGAAGCCUUAGACAUAAUGCUAGGGUUUAUAAUUUCGUUUAUUUUUGUAUUAGUGGCAAUACUAAUACUGCGUCAGGACUGGGCCCACAUUACUGGCGAUGCACCUCUUCCAUCGACAGUGCCACCUGCGCGGCUCAUAACCAAAGAUGAGUUAUCGCUGUACAGCGGAGAGGAGGACAGCAAGGGCCUUUACCUGGCCAUUUUAGGACAGGUGUUCGAUGUAGAAAAGGGGUUGAAGCACUAUGGACCUGGUGGUGGUUAUCAUUUCUUUGCAGGAAAAGACGCAUCUCUGGCCUUUGUCACUGGGGACUUCACAGAUACCGGUCUGACUGAUGACGUGUCCAGUCUGUCACCUGCUCAGGUGAUGGUCCUCUAUGACUGGCUGACCUUCUAUCACAAGGACUACACGCCUGUAGGCAGACUGGUGGGUCGGUUCUACAGUGAGAGUGGAGAGCCCACAGAGGCCCUGCUACAGGUGGAGGGGGCCCUGGAGGAGGGGCAGAGACUCAAGGACCAAGCCCAGGCUGAGAAGCAACACCUCCCAGCCUGCAACUCGGAGUGGAGCGCUGCCAGGGGAGGACGGGUCUGGUGCGCCACCAAGAGUGGUGGAGUGCAGAGAGACUGGGCCGGCGUACCUAGGAAGCUGUUCUCUCCUGGUUCUGGCCGCUCUCGCUGUGUGUGUGUCCAGAACUCCUCCACAGUGGAAAACCCCAACAUUCAGGAGUACGAGGGCUGCCCCCCUCACGCUGAGUCAUGUCCUGUCAGAGAGUAGAGGACUCAGGGGGAAGGCUGGGCCCCCUCACACAAGGACUAUAAAAUGGCCUAUAUACUGUUAUUUAAAUCUCAGGGACUUCCCAAGGGGUCCGACUCAGCCAGUUAUUCUAUUUGAUAAUGCCAGUUUGGUUAUUUUCUAAGUUGAUUUGUUUCUGUUGAGUUCUUUAUGCAUGUACAUUUAAGUUCAGUGUAAUUAAUAUGCAGUAUGCCAACUAAUUGCGAGUGCUAAUGGCCAAAUACUGGACAUCCUAAUAAUUAGGAAUAAGGAAUUGUUUCUGUUGAAUACUAUAUCUGUACAUAGACUAGAUGGACAAAUAAAUGGAUGUUUCAUA
Molecule: messenger RNA, 1209 nt
Organism: Coregonus clupeaformis (lake whitefish)
Lineage: Eukaryota; Metazoa; Chordata; Actinopteri; Salmoniformes; Salmonidae
Product: neuferricin
Exons: 4
Coding region: 87-875 (262 amino acids)
Cellular component (GO): membrane; endomembrane system
Source: RefSeq, a predicted model, not a curated record